Molecule: messenger RNA, 3279 nt
Organism: Acanthosepion pharaonis
Lineage: Eukaryota; Metazoa; Mollusca; Cephalopoda; Sepiida; Sepiidae
Source: the annotation of a GenBank genome assembly
AUGUUGCCUGCCUGCUGCACUCUGUACGUGGAAGUGGAUUUGGAGCCAGUAGUCAUUACCAUAUUGCCUGGUGCGCUGUUGGCAUUUACUAUUCCUUCUCUUCUUGUCUCCUGCAAUAUUGACCCAACACAAUUGGAGAGCCUCACAAGGGAUCAGAUUGGCUGGUGGUCUUUCUGUGUUGCUAGAGUAGCACACUUUGAGGAGGAGAGACGAGGAGCACUCGAAGGGAGCCAACAGCAGUAUCAUCUAUCAGGCUGCUAUCUCAUUUGGCAGCCCACAGAAGAUGGACAGAGGUGGAAGGACAGUGUUGUCAUCAACAAUGACGGACAGCCUAAGAGAGAGAGAGAGAUUAGAUUCUUCCUCUGUUUCAUUUUAAAUCCUUUGAGCUACACAUUCUCUCAUAGCAGCUCUUCUUGCAUUAGCUUCUUCGUCUCUUUUGUUUUGUCUACUUUGCACUGCUCACUCUCUCUCUCUCUCUCUCUCUCACAGAUCUGCUCUUCUCCUAGUACCCUUUUUAGUUUGCCUCAGAGCCUCACAUCUCCUGGCUUCUUGACAUUACCUGGUCAGGUUGAUGAGUAUUGUAAGGUGGAUGAACCAGGAAGCUUAAAGGACCCUGAAACUGCAUCUCUCUUCAAUUUAGAAGAUCCAGAAAAGGUUUUUACGGAACUAAGAGAGAUUGGCCAUGGCAGUUUUGGUGCAGUAUAUUUUGCCAAAAAUCAGCUCACAAAGGAGAUUGUUGCCAUUAAGAAAAUGUCCUUCAGUGGCAAGGGUUCUGCAGAGAAAUGGCAAGAUAUCGUGAAAGAAGUCAAAUUCCUGCGUGAUUUAAGGCAUAAAAAUAUAAUUGAUUUUAAAGGGUGCUAUUUAAGAGAGCAUACAACAUGGCUGGUUAUGGAAUAUUGUCUUGGUUCUGCAGCUGAUAUAAUAGAAGUGCACAAAAAACCUUUGAAAGAAGUUGAGAUUGCAGCCAUCUGCAAGGAUGCACUGGAAGGAAUCCAAUAUCUCCAUAGUCAGGGCAAGAUUCACAGAGAUAUCAAAGCUGGGAACAUUCUACUCAGAGAAAAUGGCUUGGUGAAAUUGGCUGAUUUUGGCUCUGCAUCAAUGACGUCCCCUGCCAACUCAUUUGUUGGCACACCUUACUGGAUGGCUCCAGAGGUGAUUUUGGCCAUGGAUGAAGGACAGUAUGAAGGAACGGCUGAUAUUUGGUCUUUAGGGAUCACGUGUAUUGAAAUGGCUGAAAGGAAACCUCCUUUAUUCAACAUGAACGCAAUGAGUGCCUUGUACCACAUUGCUCAGAAUGAUUCACCCACUCUGUCUGGUGGAGAUUGGUCUGAGGACUUCCACAAAUUUGUGGACUCCUGUCUUGCCAAAAGCCCCGCAGAUCGUCCCUCUGCUCAGUUAUUAUUGUUUCACUCAUUUAUCAAUACCCCUAGAGCAAAUACUGUGAUUUUAGACUUGAUUUAUCGCACAAAAGAUGCUGUUCGUGAAUUGGAUAAUCUUCAGUACAGACGUAUGAAAAAGAUCCUGAUGGUUGAAACUAAUGAUGAUGAAGCCAAGAACUCAGCAGGUGAACCAUCAGCUGAUGAUUCUUCACAGGAUGAUGACACUUUGAUAGACAGCAGUAAGUCAAACAGCAUUGCCAGUCACCAGAGUGGAAUCAGCACAAGUAGCCGUAGUAGCAGUAUGAACAGUCUUCCAGGACCUAGUGCUGAAGAUAAUAACUUUAGCUUUUCAAGAGACCACAGUCCGUCUAGAAUAGUUAAGGUGCAUAACCAGCCUUCACGAAACUUGGAGCCAGGUGCAGGCAAUUUUGCUACCAUCCGUACAACCUCCAUUGUCACAAAGCAGAUGAAAGAACAUGAGCAUACCAAUGAGUUGCGGGAGCAAUUUGCUGGAUACAAACGCAUGCGUAAACAGCACCAGAAACAACUACAGACGAUGGAGAGCAAAUUUAAUGCUGAAAUGGAUGAACAUAAAAUGAAAUUAGACAAAGAGUAUGAUUCUGUUAAGGGUGGCUUUGCUAAAGAACUGGAACGACUUGCUCUAAAACAUUCUCAGGAAUUAGAGAAACGGCAACGAAAUGAUACCAACGAAGAGAAGAAGUUAAUGAAGCAGAUUCAGCAAACGCAGGAAGAAGAGAUGAAGAAUUUCACCGCCCAGCAAAGAAAAGAAUACAAACAGAACAAAGAGCAGAUGAAAAAGGAUUUGGAUAAUAGCACCCCAAAGAAAGUCCGUGAAGAAAGUAUCCGUUCCCAGAAAGAAUCUCUGCAACAAAAGCAAAAAGAGGAGGAAGAUAGAUUGGAUCGGAAGCAUAGGAGCUCAAGAGAAUUUAAAAUUCGUAUGUUUCGCAGGCGGAAGGUGCUGUUAAGUCACAUGCUCCAACAUGAUCUUCUUAAAGAGGAAUUGAGUAAGCGUCAAGCCCACUUAGAAUAUGAGCAUCGUAUGCUGUUGCGCCAUCAUGAAUCUACGCAAGAAAUUGAAUGUCGCCAUUUAACCAGUUUGCAAAAACUUCGUGAAGAACACAUGAAAAAGCAACACCAGACGGAAUUGACUAAUCAGACAGAAUACAGUACCCGGGCUGAACAGGAGCUACGCAAGAAGCAUGCUUCUGAAGUAAAACAGCAACCACGUAGUUUACGGCAAAAGGAACUCCAAAUUAGAAAGCAGUUCCGAGAGGCAGUAAAGACACAAGAAAAACAAUAUAAAGCUUUGAAAGAACAUAUUCUUCAGAAUGUUCCAAAGAAUGAACAGAAAGCAGUUGUCAAAAAACUAAAAGAGGAACAACGUCGUAAACUGGCCAUCCUUGGUGAGCAGUAUGAACAGAGCAUUGCUGAAAUGUUACAACAGCAAAAUAUUCGACUCGAUGAAACUCAGUUGUCGGAGGCCUCAGAGCAAAAGCAACGCCUCUCCCAAGAAUUGGAACUGCUGAUGGCUUAUCAAAGCAAAAUCAAAAUGCAAAGUGAGGCUCAGCAUUUACAUGAACGCAAACAACUUGAGGAACGUGUAUCACUGAGGAGAGCCGUUCUUGAGCAAAAGAUGGAGGAAGAAUUGGCCAAAUUCCAGGCAGACGAGUCAAGGCGUGUUCAACAACUCCAAGAACAGCAAGCCAAGGAAAUUGAAGAGUUUGAUUUAGAGACAACUGCUCUUGGUCUGAAUGCCUUGGAGAUAAAGGCGGCCUCACAGGACACUAUGCAUGCCGAUGAUGUGAGCAUCCGAGGGAGUGUAAUCAGCUUGACACCCAGCAGUAGUACAAGCUCCUUUACCUCCCACACUCAGUUAUAA